CAAUAAAACCCUGAGGUACCGUCCAGCCUCCAGCGUAGCCAUGUACCCCACCAAAAUCUUCCCCCAAAUAGCCGCCUCCGGCCACUCCCAUCCCGCCGCAUGGCGAAUCUCCUCGCGACGGCCGCCUCGUGCCAGCUUGGAUGCCGUGCUCCGCUUUGGACAGCCCACAAUUAGCAACCCUCAGGCCCCAGGCCAGCUUGUAGAUAUAAACAUAGCGCAACGCAAGCCGUCACACAUUCUAGUACUGCAGCUCAAAAUUCCCAAUUGCGUCCACCCGGAAACAAGAAGUAGAGCACACGCCAGUCUCGCGGCCAGAAUGAUCGUCGGAGAAUGGACGCGGGGGCCUGCCAUCGGGCGGGGCUCCUCGGCCGUGGUGUCGCUCGCCGUGGAUCGCGUAACCGGCGUCGUGUUCGCGGUGAAGUCCGUGGGGGCCGGCCGGGCAGCCGAGCUCCGGCGGGAGCAGAGCAUCCUCCGCGGCCUCAGCUCUCCAUACGUAGUGCGCUGCCUGGGCUACGUAGCCGACGGGAGCGGCGAGAUGCUGAUGGAGUACGCGGCCGGCGGGUCGCUGGCGGACGAGAUCAGGCGGUGCGGCGGGCGGUGCCCCGAGGCCCUGAUCCGGUGUCGCGCGCGCGACGUCCUGCGCGGGCUGGCGCACGCGCACGGCGCCGGGGUCGCGCACUGCGACGUCAAGGCCCGGAACGUGCUCGUCGGCUCCCAUGGCCGCGCCAUGCUCGCCGACUUCGGCUGCGCGCGCCGCAUUGUUGCCUCCUCCCGCGAACCGCAGCUGAUGGGCAUGGGCGGCACGCCGAUGUUCAUGGCGCCCGAGGCCGCGCGCGGCGAGGAGCGAGGCGCGGCCGCGGACGUCUGGGCGGUGGGGUGCACGGUCAUCGAGAUGGCCACGGGCGGCGCGCCGUGGCGGUCUCGGUUCGCUGACCCCGUGGCCGCGCUGCACCACGUGGCGUUCUCGGGGGAGGCGCCGGAGCUGCCCCCGUGGCUGUCGGAGGCAGGGAAGGAGUUCUUGGGUCGGUGCUUGCGGCAGGACCCCAGGGAGAGGUGGACGGCGGAGCAGCUGCUGGAGCACCCGUGGUUCCUGCAGGCUGAUGCUGAUGCCGUUUCUUGUUCGAGUUCCUUCUUGCCGGGAAUCACCGGGAAGGAGACGACGUUUGUGUCCCCCAAGAGCGUUCUCGAUCAGGUCCCGUGGGACGACGACGACACAAGGACGGGGGCGGACAACGAUCCCACCGACAGAGUCCGCGCGCUGUCCGGGGGCGGCGCGCCGGAUUGGACCUGGGACGGGAGCUGGAUCACGGUCCAUUCCGGCGACAAUGACGAUCACCACGACGCAAUGUGGGCGGAUCAGCCGGAGGUGGAUGCGGAUACUACUGCCGACAGCGAUCCUCUCGUGGGCGGCUCCGCUGGACGGCCUAGUGUGGGGAUCUCGAACGGCCACGCCUCACAUGGCAAUGGCGAUUCCUACGAUGACACCAGCAGCAGCUGUGAUGGCCGGUGCGGUGAUGAUUGUAAUCACGUGAUUAGCGAUUGUAGCGGCCUUCCAAUCAAAAGGCAACAGAUUCUUUCCGAUAUGGUUUAUUUGUCCCCAGCUGGAUGGAUGCAUCGCCCGUUUAUUACCUUUCUCUCUCUCACUCCUACCGUUGUUACCUGUUCUUCCUGUCUGCUCUCUCUUUCUCUGCGCAAAAACUCAUAUUCUUCCUGUCACUCGUUUCUCCCCUCAACAUUAUGAGUGCUAGUGCUCGGUACAGGUUUUUUUUUUUU
Molecule: messenger RNA, 1773 nt
Organism: Brachypodium distachyon (stiff brome)
Lineage: Eukaryota; Viridiplantae; Streptophyta; Magnoliopsida; Poales; Poaceae
Product: mitogen-activated protein kinase kinase kinase 18
Exons: 1
Coding region: 41-1741 (566 amino acids)
Biological process (GO): protein phosphorylation
Molecular function (GO): protein kinase activity; ATP binding
Source: RefSeq, a predicted model, not a curated record